AUGGCUACUAGAACAAGUAAAAAGGCUGUCGCCGACAGCAAAAUCUCCUACAAGGAUAUGAUUACCAACGCCAUUCUUUCUUUGAAAGAAAGAACUGGAUCCAGCAGACAGGCAAUCAAGAAACACGUCUUGGCAAACUACCCAGUAGGAACAAAUUUUGAUUCCCAGUUCAAUCUCACCCUUAGACGUAAUGUUGCUGCAGGAUACUUCAAACAGCCAAAGGGACCAAGCGGACCUGUAAAGUUAAACAAAGAUGGUGAAAUCAAAAAGGACAUUAAAACCGUUAAGAAGGUGACCAAGCCAGUGCUGAAGAAGAAAGUUGUCGUUGCCCCAAGAGCAGCAACCAAGGCUAAGAAAACAGUAGUUUCCAAGAAAUCUGCCCCAAAGAAGAGUUCUUCCACAACCGCCAAAAAAGUCCCAACUAAGAAAGCUGCUCCUGCUAAGAAAACAAAAACUGGGUCAGCCGCAGCUAAACCGGGGAAGGUUAGUAAACCAUCUAAGACAACAGCAACAACGACAUCUGCAGCCAAGAAGUCGAAAGCAAAACCAAAACCGAAAACAACCUCCACCACUACUACCAAAAGAUCCAGAAAAUAG
This is a messenger RNA of Komagataella phaffii GS115, 597 nucleotides long. RefSeq lists its product as uncharacterized. Gene Ontology annotation, molecular function: nucleosomal DNA binding; double-stranded DNA binding; structural constituent of chromatin. The record is from RefSeq and is a predicted model, not a curated record. Lineage: Eukaryota; Fungi; Ascomycota; Pichiomycetes; Pichiales; Pichiaceae. The transcript is spliced from 2 exons. Gene Ontology annotation, biological process: negative regulation of DNA recombination; nucleosome assembly; chromosome condensation. Bases 1 to 597 code for a protein of 198 amino acids. Gene Ontology annotation, cellular component: nucleosome; nucleus.